AUGGCUGAGUGUGGAAUUGUAAUAGGAGCGAGCAGAGGAAUUGGAAAAGCCUUAACUAUAAGACUUGCAACCCAAUAUCCUGAUCUUCCUAUAAUAGCAAUUUCAAGUUCUAUAGUCUCUUCUCAAACUGCUGUAGAAUAUUCUCGAACUCACCCUAAUAUUUCAUGCUUCGAUGCUGAUAUGAGCACAAUGGAAGGAGUUUUAUCCGUAGUCAGCCACAUUCAGGGCAAAAUUAGAUUCCUUGUCUAUGCUUCAGGUGUCCAAGGGCCAUUAUGGUCAGAAAAUAUAACUGCAGAAGAUUUCGACAAUGUUAUGCAUAUUAAUACUAGAGCAAUAUUUUUCUUAACGAGAGGACUUGCUGAAAAAUUUGCUCAAGGGUCGAAGUUAUUAAUAAUAAGUACAGGUCUGGCACAUGAAUACUUGAUCCCUUUCCCUAUUUAUUCGAUUUCAAAAGCUGCGUUAUAUAUGACAUAUCAAGUAUUAAAGCAAGAAAUCAAGACGACUUCAGUAGGUUCUGUUCAACCUGGAGCAGUUAAGACUCAGAUGCUUGAUAAUACUGAAGUUAAACUGCAAACAGAGCUGAAGUUUCCAAAAAUUGAAGCAGAUUUAUGUGCAAAAUUUUUAGCCUAUUUGAUAAGUGAUCGAGUAAACUGCGAAAGAUUUUCUCAGGCUGAGUGGAGUAUUUAUACACCAGAUCAUCAUUCUGAAUGACUUGAAGAAGGAGAUGAGGCACCUUUAUGGAUUGUUUAA
This is a messenger RNA of Blepharisma stoltei, 750 nucleotides long. The record is from the annotation of a GenBank genome assembly. NCBI's taxonomy places the organism in Eukaryota, Ciliophora, Heterotrichea, Heterotrichida, Blepharismidae.